ACAAUAAAACAGAUUGAUUGCUAUUUCCUUUUUUGUCUCUACGCUAACGUGCAGCUUCACGUAUAUGUAGCAUAAGCUUCAAGCUAUCAAGGCCAAAAUGGGUUCAGCUGAGGAUGAGUUCACCCCACUUUCUCAGUUAAAAUACGGAAUUGGAAACUGUAAAGUGCGGGUGCGCAUCUCGCGGUUAUGGGAGUCCUUCAAUCCGAAAAAUGACAUUUCGUUCGGCCUUGAUAGCCUUCUGAUCGAUGACCAGGGUAAAACUAUGCAGGCCCGUGUAGAUCCCGACAAUAUAGACCUGUUUGAAGAUCAGCUAGUUGAAGGGAAGGUGUAUGAAUUAUCAGAUUUUACAGUUGAUGUUAGGAGGGAAGACUACAUGACCUGUAGCAAUGAGUGGACCAUGUACUUUCGACGGCAGACAGUGGUCAAGGAGAUACAAGGAGAUAUUGAUUCCAUACCCCUCCACAGCUUUGAGUUUGUUAAGUUUAAGGACCUCCGUUCCAGGUGUGACGACAAGAGCUUGUUAACAGAUGUUCUGGGCCACAUCGUAUAUGUUGGGGAGCAGCAGGAGGUCUCGAAAAAAUCCCGCCGCAUAGAAAUUUGCAAUGCAAGUAUUCGAGAUUUGAGAGGAAGGAAUCUGAGUGUCACACUGUAUGGAGAUAUCGCCUGCGGUUUUGCUGAGGAUAUGCUCGAGAAAGGCCUAGAGUCCUCAGUUAUUGCUGUCUUUGCAGGAAUGCGCGUUGAAUCCACACAUUCAGUUUGCUCUACAACAUCUUCAAAGUACUAUCUAGAUUUGGAUAUACCAGAGGUGCAAGAAUUCUGUGAGAGUUUGCGCAUUCAGCAAGCAAACCCUGCUCCAGAAAAGACCCCAGCUCAGAAGUUAGCCGAGAGUUGGCGAACAAUCGAACAGAUAAAGAGCCUCGAUCCAGAGGAGUACGACGAGGAUACUAUGUUCUUGUGCAGGGUCUCCCUGCUUGAUAUAGAUUGCACCAGUGGCUGGUGUUAUGCUGGAUGCGAAUUCUGCCAGAAGUCAAUGGGCAGGAACCCAAGAAAAUACAGGUGCAUCCGGUGUGGCCCAGUUAAGAGGCCAGUUCAAAUGUACAAGCUAAAGGCGAAGGUGCAAGAUGCUACUGGCACAAUGGAUUUGAUGAUCUUCUGUGAUGUGGCUGAGAAGCUGGUUGGUGUCUCUGCCGAGGAACUCGUCGAUGAGAUCGAGGAUGAUGACGAUUGGUACACACUGCCGGAAGAAAUCGAGGAUCUUCUUGGCUCGACCCACACCUUCCAAGUAUUUGACAAGUAUGGUCACGGGAGCUUCUCGGUGAAUUCCAUCAUGGACCAUGUUAGCCCUCCAGUCGCUGCUGCCACCGCUACCCAAUCCAAGGAGGAGCCUGACCCCAGCCUGAGCUUGAGCCUGACCCCAACCACGACUCAAUGCAAGGAGGGGCCUGUUCCUGAGGGCAGCGCUCCAGCUGCAGAAGCACGGUCGAAGUCCGCUAGACUCCAGAAGCCCAACAAGCGUCUGCGUGGAGACGACUGGAUCAACUAAGCGGAUUGGGCCAUUCUGCAACUCGUUUUAGUGUAUCUAGGCUAAUGCAUCCUCUAGGAAUAGGAUUAGGCAAUGGACCCUUCUGUUCCCUUCUACCCCGGAACAGCUAUCUACUGCUGAGACUCGAUUUAGUUCAAGUGCUGGGUGACUGUGACUCGAUUUAGUUUAAGUGCUGCGUGACUGUGACUUGAUUUAGAGUGCUGGGUGACAGAUCUUUAAACCCUUUGAACAAUGCUUAGCUCAUUUGUUAGUGGAAUAUGUGAUUCAC
This is a messenger RNA of Lolium rigidum, 1811 nucleotides long. RefSeq names its product replication protein A 70 kDa DNA-binding subunit E-like. The coding region runs from base 98 to 1543 and encodes 481 amino acids. NCBI's taxonomy places the organism in Eukaryota, Viridiplantae, Streptophyta, Magnoliopsida, Poales, Poaceae. The transcript is spliced from 8 exons. The record is from RefSeq and is a predicted model, not a curated record. Gene Ontology annotation, molecular function: DNA binding. Gene Ontology annotation, cellular component: nucleus. Gene Ontology annotation, biological process: DNA repair; DNA replication; DNA recombination.